AUGUAUACCAAUGCUCAUAAGGAAAUGAUCUGUGUCGACUCUUUGCAUGUUGGUCUAAAUCGUUUUUUAUUACUCACAAUUGGUUUAUGGCCUUAUCAACAAUCUAAACUCGUACGACUUCAAGUAAUUUUAUGUAUUGGUAUUUUGACAAGUUUUGUUUUAGUUCAGCUUACAGUAUUUGUUACUUUAAAAUGUACUCCGGAUUUGCUUAUCAACGUUCUCUCUUCUGCAUUAUUUUAUAUAAUAUUUGCAAUCAAAUACAUUUCGUUUAGCAUUAAUAAUGAUAUUGUAAAAUAUUUGUUGGAACAACUGCAGCAUAUCUGUAACGAGUUAACUGAUGACAAUGAAAUCAAUAUCAUAAAAAAGUACAGGAGCUAUGCGAAACGUUAUACACUCCUGUUAUUACUGCUUAUAUACAUAUCAUGUAUAUUCGUUUUAACUGCAUACUCAUUAUUUCCACACAUUUUGAAUAUUCUAUUCUUAACAAAUGCAUCCGGACAUUAUUCAUUGCCGUUUAUGACUGAAUAUUUCAUCGAUCAAGAAAAACAUUUUUAUUUAAUAUUGUGCCAUGCAAACGCGGCCACUGGUAUAGGAACUACCGUAAUAUUAGGAACAGGAACAAUGUUCAUAUUUUAUCAACAACAUGCGUGUGGAAUGUUUCAAAUCGCCAGUUAUCGUAUUAAACAAGCAAUAACGUUCGAUACUUUACGAAAGAACAGCUUGGAAAAAGAAAAUUUGAUUUACAAAGGAUUAAUUUGUGCAGUAGAUAUGCAUCGCAAAGCUAUGAACUUCUCUGAUUUGAUAAUAUCCAGAUUUAAAGUAAUGUUCUCUCUUUUGAUAAUAGCUGGUGUGAUUAGCAUGACUCUUAAUAUGUUUCGGAUUUUUCAGAUGGUAUCAUUUGGAUAUAAUGGAGAUAUUACGCAGCUUUUAACUCCCAUACUAUACGCAAUGAUUUUAUUGGUGUACAUAAUGACGGCCAACUAUUUUGCACAGGAAAUUAUAGAUCAUAAUAAUAAUUUAUUUGUCACCGUGUAUAAGGUUCAGUGGUACAUAGCUCCGUUACAUAUACAGAAGUUGAUACUAUUUUUAUUACAAAGAGGUACCAAGGCAUUCAAUAUGAAUAUUGCUGGAUUGUUUGUGGGAUCAUUACAAGGCGCAGCUACGUUAAUCAGUACCAUACUGUCAUAUUUCACUGUUCUUCAUUCUGUACAUUGACAUACAAUGAAUUAAUUACAAAUACUAUAAAAUAACAUUAAUAAAAUUUAUUAUAAACAAAUAACGUUGGGUAUUAUAUCAAAAAAAAGACAAACUAAGAUACAUUAAGAUUGAUUAUAAGGAAAAAUAUGAAGCUACAAAAAUACGAAAACAUAAAAAAAAUUGUGUCUAGAACAUUAAAAAAUGUAUUUAAUAAUUAUAAAAAAACUAUAGUAAAUUACUGUUAUAACCUUUCA
Solenopsis invicta (red fire ant) is the source of this 1451-nucleotide messenger RNA. RefSeq lists its product as uncharacterized. Gene Ontology annotation, cellular component: plasma membrane. NCBI's taxonomy places the organism in Eukaryota, Metazoa, Arthropoda, Insecta, Hymenoptera, Formicidae. The transcript has 9 exons. Gene Ontology annotation, molecular function: odorant binding; olfactory receptor activity. The record is from RefSeq and is a predicted model, not a curated record. The coding region runs from base 1 to 1215 and encodes 404 amino acids. Gene Ontology annotation, biological process: detection of chemical stimulus involved in sensory perception of smell; sensory perception of smell.